Messenger RNA from Lutra lutra (Eurasian river otter), 1741 nucleotides. RefSeq names its product farnesyltransferase, CAAX box, alpha (gene FNTA). Gene Ontology annotation, biological process: protein farnesylation; protein geranylgeranylation. The coding region runs from base 30 to 1229 and encodes 399 amino acids. Gene Ontology annotation, molecular function: CAAX-protein geranylgeranyltransferase activity; protein farnesyltransferase activity. NCBI's taxonomy places the organism in Eukaryota, Metazoa, Chordata, Mammalia, Carnivora, Mustelidae. The transcript has 9 exons. The record is from RefSeq and is a predicted model, not a curated record. Gene Ontology annotation, cellular component: cytoplasm; CAAX-protein geranylgeranyltransferase complex; protein farnesyltransferase complex.
GCGCCCGAGGCCCUUCCUCCCGAAGGCGGAUGCUCCCCUCGGCCGGCGGUUCCGGGUCGGCUCCCCUGACCUCGGCGUGUGCGGCCGAAGUUUCCGCCGCUUCCUCGUCCGGUUGGCGGGGGUGGAGGGGGCACGCUCGGCGGGGUCCAGGCCCGCUCGGCGCCCUCGCGCUCUUUCCGGGGUUGCUGUUUCCCCGGGCCAGCCUGUCACCGAGAGACAGAGGCGGCCGGACGCCAGACAGCGUAGAAACUGCAGCACACCGGACCGCGCUCUCCCUGAGACUGUUCAGGGACAGAGCAGAAUGGGCUGAUAUAGAUCCGGUACCGCAGAAUGAUGGCCCCAAUCCAGUGGUCCAGAUCAUUUACAGUGAAAAAUUUAGAGAUGUUUAUGAUUAUUUCCGGGCUGUUCUGCAGCGUGAUGAAAGAAGUGAACGAGCUUUUAAACUAACCAGAGAUGCUAUUGAGUUAAAUGCAGCCAAUUAUACAGUAUGGCAUUUUCGGAGAGUUCUCUUAAAGUCACUUCAAAAGGAUCUACAUGAGGAGAUGAACUACAUCACUGCAAUAAUUGAGGAACAGCCCAAAAACUAUCAAGUUUGGCACCAUAGGCGAGUUUUAGUGGAAUGGCUAAAAGAUCCUUCUCAGGAGCUUGAGUUUAUUGCUGAUAUUCUUAAUCAGGAUGCAAAGAAUUAUCAUGCCUGGCAACAUCGACAGUGGGUUAUUCAGGAAUUUAAACUUUGGGAUAAUGAGCUGCAGUAUGUAGACCAACUUCUUAAAGAGGAUGUGAGAAAUAACUCUGUCUGGAACCAAAGAUACUUCGUAAUUUCUAACACCACUGGCUAUAAUGAUCGUGCUAUAUUGGAGAGAGAAGUCCAGUACACUCUGGAAAUGAUUAAACUAGUACCACAUAAUGAAAGUGCAUGGAACUAUUUGAAAGGGAUUUUACAGGAUCGUGGUCUUUCCAAAUACCCGAAUCUGUUAAAUCAGUUACUUGAUUUACAACCAAGUCACAGUUCCCCUUACCUAAUUGCCUUUCUCGUGGAUAUCUAUGAAGACAUGCUAGAAAACCAAUGUGACAACAAGGAGGACAUUCUUAAUAAAGCAUUAGAGUUAUGUGAAAUUCUAGCUAAAGAAAAGGACACUAUAAGAAAGGAAUAUUGGAGAUAUAUUGGAAGAUCCCUUCAAAGUAAACACAGCACAGAGAGUGACCCACCAACAAAUGUACAGCAAUAACACCAUCUGGAAGAACUCGAUGGAAUGCUUUUAUUUUUUUAAGAGACUCUAAUGCAGGAGUUUAAAACUAAAGCAAUCAUUCCCUUUGCCUGUGGUGUAAAACGUGCAUUGCACAGGUAAUUGCUUUUUAACAAGAACUAAGUGUGAUGCUCCUUGGGUGCUGCUGCUAUUCAGACUAGUAAUUUGAUUCUAAAGCAAAGUAAUUUGGGGGGAGGGAGAAGAAACAGAAAGUCCCAUGAAGGAACUUCUGUAGACUUACCAACAUUUACUCUAAUCCCUUAGCAUCAGCUCCUCCCUAAAGGAACUAUGCAUCAGGAUUUGCAGCAUUAAUGAACGCAGGUAACUUGUAUGUAAUGGAUAUAAGAUAACUUAAAUUAGGGUUCAGGAAGCAGGGAAUGCAAUGUUACAUUAGAGCUGCUAUGUUACACUCACAGUAUCUUGCUAUCACUGUAACCAACUAAUGCCAAAAGAAUGAUUUUGUAAUAAAAUUAUAGAUGUAUCCUAAAACUUGA